AUGGGUAAGGAUUCCAAUGAUGGGAAAAUAGGCGUAAAGCGCUUCAGAGAGGAGUCCAAAACGGCUUUGGGGGCACCCACAUCGCCUCCGGUGACACCCAAUUGUAUAAAUAACACAUCUGUCACAGUGAGAAAUAUUGAGGGAAGACAAGGGGACACCCGCUUAACAAAGUGGAAAACGCUGUUAUGCAAAGCACUCAUGCAAGGACGGAAAGAAGAGGAUGAGGGACGUGUUGCGGAUAUGGCGUUGCGUAUUGUAAAGGCUAUUCCGGGCGGGCGCUCAGAGUCCGCUGACACAUUCCGUAUGUUGUUAGUUCAUUUGGGUGAUGCUAAAAAUAGGGAACUUCGAGAGAGUAUUAUUGAAGAAAAGUUUAGUGUGGAGGUUUUGGUGCGUAUGAAAGAGAGGGAUUUGUUGAAUCCCGAAGAGCGUGAGCGCCAGGAAGCGGCCUUCUUGGCACGUAGCAGGGAUACGGAUCUAACAGAAAUACGGAAAGCGACGUCCACCACUUCUACCCUCUUUCCUUGUCCAUCUUGUAAGGCCAAGAACUGUACUUGGACACAAAAACAGACACGAUCAGCCGACGAACCGAUGACUAUAUUUUGUAUCUGUAAUAUCUGUGAGCACAAAUGGCGUCGCUAUUAG
Messenger RNA from Trypanosoma brucei brucei TREU927, 642 nucleotides. Its product is annotated as transcription elongation factor, putative. Lineage: Eukaryota; Euglenozoa; Kinetoplastea; Trypanosomatida; Trypanosomatidae. The record is from RefSeq and is a predicted model, not a curated record. Bases 1 to 642 code for a protein of 213 amino acids. Gene Ontology annotation, biological process: DNA-templated transcription; termination of RNA polymerase III transcription. Gene Ontology annotation, molecular function: nucleic acid binding; DNA-directed RNA polymerase activity; zinc ion binding. The transcript has a single exon. Gene Ontology annotation, cellular component: RNA polymerase III complex.